GCCUGUUUUCGACUGAAGCACUGGCGUCUGACCCUUUGAAUCAUUCUGUACCCAUCUACGAUGCGUUCGAUGCGCCAAAUGACGAGGGUCGGGCUAUCCUGGUCGUGCCCUUAUUGCGGGUCUACGAUUUAUCCAUCAACAACAUGUUGCCCAUCGGUAUGCGUUGUUCAGAUAUUUGUUUUAUCGUCUCUCGCGUACUGCCAGUGACUGCAUGGAUCUCAAUAUCAUGAUGGAUGCGACCUCUCUGUUCAUCGAUCCUUAUCAUCCUCAAGAUUUGGACAUGAGGCGUGACUUCAAAGGCAAAGCUAGAUACUUCACUCGUACCCAGCGCCCUCCAAGAUACUAACUCAUCGAUUUUGGUAUAUCCCGUCGUUAUGGCGCGCUGACGACGACGCUCCCCUCGAAUACCCCAUAUGGGGAGGCGACAAGACUGUUCCCGAGUUUCAAAAAUCGAACCAUGCUCGUAAUCCGUUCCCCAUAGACGUAUAUUAUCUAGGCAAUAUGAUCAGGACCGAGUUCUUGCAGCCCAUGUCGAGACCAAACGCGGGCUCGAGUUUAUGGCGUCGCUUGUGGAAGACAUGGCGCAGGAUGACCCAGCAAAGCAGCCUAUAAUGGACGAAGUUGUGACGCGCUUUGACGAGAUCCUGAAGCAACUGAGCAGCUGGAACCUGCGAUCACGCGUUAUUUACAAGGAGGAUGGUCAUAUCGUAGGUCUUUAUCGUGGUGUCACUCAUUGGACGCGUCGCAUUGGCUAUCUAGUGAGGAGGGUAUCAGCGAUACCUGAACCCUGAAACCCGUAUACGUUAUGCUGGAUACAACUACUUAUGAAUCUAUCGGAGGGACUGGAGUCCU
Molecule: messenger RNA, 852 nt
Organism: Serpula lacrymans var. lacrymans S7.9
Lineage: Eukaryota; Fungi; Basidiomycota; Agaricomycetes; Boletales; Serpulaceae
Exons: 3
Coding region: 558-791 (77 amino acids)
Source: RefSeq, a predicted model, not a curated record